Molecule: messenger RNA, 3282 nt
Organism: Notodromas monacha
Lineage: Eukaryota; Metazoa; Arthropoda; Ostracoda; Podocopida; Cyprididae
Source: the annotation of a GenBank genome assembly
UUGUACUUGCAGAUUUGUCGUGUUUCCAAUAUGGGUAAUCUCUUGAGGUUGCUUUCGCGAGAUGAUUCAAAUUGCUGCUCACCCCAGAAGUACGACAUAUAUUUAGAUUUUGAAAAUGCUUCUCCAACGGAGAAUGAGCUUGCCGUUUAUGAAGAGGUAAACGAAGUACUCAAACGUUGUGACGAAAUUCUACAAGAAUUGGAAGGAUACCGUGGAGCCGGUGAAGAAAUUAGAGAGGCAAUUUCACAACCCUCUGACGAGAAGCAGAUUCUUGCAUGGAAAGCAAUUGCUCCUUUGGUCAUGAAGCUCAAGAAAUUUUAUAUGUUCUCGAUGGAAGUUCGUGAGUACCGGAUAUCCGUCAAGAAACUGGUUCCAAAAAUAUUGGAGCAUCUAAGUUCCGGUCCUUCAUCUACGAUGGAAAAUUUGGAAACGCAACAGGCAAUCGUUAAGCAAUUCGCAGAAAUAUUGCACUUCACAUUGAAGUUUGAUGAAUUAAAAAUGAACGCCCCGGCGAUACAAAAUGAUUUCAGUUACUACCGAAGAACUAUAAGUCGUUCAAAAAUUUCGAAAGUUCAAGAGCAGCAAAACGGAACGGACGUUCAAGAUGAUUUCUACAUCCCGAGUGACUUCGCCAUAAACAUGUCCAUGUUCUACGCUCAUGCUACACCUAUGCUGAAAGUUUUGAGUGAUGCUACGUCAGCCUUUGUUAUUCAGAGCGAAACUCCUUCUACAGUUCAAAAUACGACGGAGAUGCUGGGAACAAUGGCUCGUGUUUGUCAGCGGAUGAUCGAUAAUCAGGACCUCAUCAACCGGUUUAAGUGCUGUGAAACGCACCUCUUCGUGCUUCGUGUCAUGGUUGGCCUAAUCAUUUUGUAUGAUCAUGUUCAUCCCUCUGGCGCCUUCGCGAAAACAUCGUGUAUCGACAUCAAGGGCUGCAUUAAGGUGUUGAAAGAACAACCGACGUCGAAUUCAGAAAAUCUGCUGAAUGCUCUGCGCUACACGACGAUGCACCUGAACGAUGAUUCGACACCGAAAAACAUUCGUGCCAUGCUCGCUACUUGAAUGACGUUCACUAUUCGGUAGAGGACGUGAUAACCUGUGAAUUUAAUGAGAGCAUCAAACGAUUUCGCGUGCUUCGUUUAGUUUUAAACAAGUUCAUAGGGUACUUCAGAUUCGAUGUUCGUCGUCAUUCCAUUUCUAAUGGGCAUGUGAAAAACUUGUCGAGCUUUUAAAAUCGCCGUGUGGUGAAGUCACUAGAAAUAGUUAAGUUGUAGUUAUAUUCAAAUAUAACCGAAAUUGCAUGAGCUAAGAUAUGACUUGGAUUGUGUAUUCUGCUUGGGGGAACUCCCGUUACGUUGUGUGCUGAAGAAUGACGAGUAUUGUAUUUCUUAAUUAUACCAUAGCGAUCAUUCUAAUUCUUUCUUGAAUAACUGCUAUAAUUUUGAUUUUCUCAACAACUGUCGAGUUUUCUGUUUCACCGAGAAUGUUGUUGAGAGAGCCUUGGUUCAUUCGCGGGCGGCAGUUCUGCUUCAAAAUUUAACUUCGGGAUGAAAACUUGCCUUUGGGAUUAUAGAUAUUCUCUCGAGCUAUGAAGACCAAGCUGCUGCAGAAUUGUCAAAUUUUCAGCAUUUUUUCAGGAUUUAAAUACAUACUGUUUUGAGACUUUAUUUGAUUACAUUAAAGACUUGAUUUUUGUUGGUACAUUUUAUUUGGUUGUAGGACAACUUUUUACAUGCUAUCCAACUGACUAUGUGUAGCACUCCGAUUUUUUCGAUCAAAUUUCGGCAAAACGACGCUUACUAUUCUUGAGUGAGUGAGUUAUCAAGUUUUCUGAAGAGUGCAUGCUUUAGUUUUCAUGUGCACAAGGAUUGCUGAUUUGAGCAAGUAAAGCCGAACAGUUGCUAAGUUCAGAGUAUUUUGAAUGUGGUUUACAUUUCGAGUUCGGUGGUGACGUAUCUUAAGGAUAGAAACACGAUUACUUAAUUCUAAUCUAGUCAAGCAUAAGUUCACCGUGAUCUUAGAUUGACUCGUUUUAUUGGAGUGUAUUCCUUCUUCGAAGAUGUGAACUAUUUUCCUAUUCUUUGAAGCUUGAGGUUGUUACAAAUGCGUUUCAUGUUCGGUGAGCCUAGUUUUUUGAAACACACGGCGAAGCCGAUUCGUGAUAUUUUUCGACGCGGAUGUUGAAGCUUUGCGUUUUGCUUUCCUCGACAGUUGCCGGUACUGUGAGUAUAUUUUUUUUCAAGUCUAACAUUUUGGGAUCAACGCAGAAACAAUGUAAUUCGAUCUUGCGUAAGUUUUCGUUGUCUUUCUCGGUGUUGAUUUAUGGCCAGUGCAUUUUAUUCGCGAUUUGUUUCAUAUAGAUAUUCGGUGUCGUUGAAGUUUGUGACAAGUUUCGAAGUGUGACUUCUUACAUUAUGGACCGAUACUCGUUGACAGAAGGGGUUUUUGUGGAGAAAGAAGUCUUCCUUCUCGGGGCCAGUCUCAAAUGAAUUCUGAAGUUUUUAUGUAUGCACGAAUGUGCAAUAUUUCUCAACAAUUUCGACGAUGUGCUCAGAAAAUACUGUACCACAUUCUUUUUCGGGAUAAAAAAUUAUGGUCUCACGUGAAUCGUGUCCAAUAUAUUCAAUUUUAAUGCUUCGGGUGAAGACAAUUUUUUAAAUUUUCAUAAGCGUGAGAAUCGUAAUCUCAUUUUGAAAAAAUAGCUGCAUGCGCACAAAGAAUUGUUCUGCAGGAUAUUAUGCUCAUUUUUGACAGACUAUAGUGCUAUACCUUCAUAGUUAUUCGCUUUUGACGUUUUGAACGAAAUAAGUUCCAAUUUAUGACUGGUCAGAAGAGAACGCGUUUCAACAUUUGGCGUGUGAUAUUCUUGUUCAUUUGCACACCUUUGUAUUAUUUUUAUGAUAUACUUUCGCUGACUGUGUUUGUCAUGGUGGAUGGAUUCGUAAACAUUGCCGCGGUUUGCUAUUGAUUUCCAACGACGGGAAAUAGUGUUGAUGUUGGUACAGCCGUGGAAGCUUUUUUGCGAUCGUCAAUACCCAUGACCGAAUUGUUCUUGUUUCCCGGAUGCGCGGAAUUAAUUUCCGCAGCUGUCACGAGGAAAUUUCAUGAAUCAGCCAUGAUGCUUUCUUUUGAUUUAUUUUAUUUUCUGUAAUGACGAUUUCAUUUAACCACCGCGAUGACUGCGAAAACGAUUCAUCAUUUUUGAACGUAUUCCGUGUAAAACAAACUUCAGAAUGUGAUGCUUUCUUAUUCAGAAGAAGAAACACUUCGUUUUUUGUCAGA